AUGCUUACUGAUUUGCACUGGCCUACGCUGUACUGAGUCAUACCCUACCAGCAGAGGCCCUUCGAUCUUCCUCUUCCCGACUUAUCUAGGAAAAUCGAAGGGCCUCUGCUCGCAGGGUACUGCAGUUAAGGCGCAGGAUAUGCAAUCUCGGCAUGUUUUAUAAGAUUCAUAGAGGUCAAGUCAACAUCUCCCUUCCCUACGACCUUACCUCCGUGCCUGCUUAUGGCCGUACAAGGGCGAGUCACGACUUUAACAUCAAGCUACCAUCCUCUUCAGUCGACGCUUACAAACACUCUUUCUAUAUGAGAUCAAUCCCUGCGUGGAACGCGUUAUCAUUAGUCUGCUACAUAGCCGUUAGCGUUGCGUGACGACACUGAAAACGGCUGUGUAGCAGACUACGUUAUCAUCGGAUGUUGUUAGUUAGGCAUCUUACCCAGAAUUUAUCCGAAGAGUGUCCACUAGUUUAACAUAUUAA
This is a messenger RNA of Porites lobata, 475 nucleotides long. NCBI's taxonomy places the organism in Eukaryota, Metazoa, Cnidaria, Anthozoa, Scleractinia, Poritidae. The record is from the annotation of a GenBank genome assembly.